AUGCUUAUCUCUCGCAGAAGAUUAAAUGAUGUAAUAGACUGCAAAGUCAUCCCAAGAGAAGAUAUUGCGGCGCAACACAAGCUACUGGUCAUGGAUUUACACAUCAUAAAUAAAUCCACUCAAAACAAUAUAAAACUUGAACCAUGCAUCAAAUGGGGUAGAUUCAAAUCAAUGACAGAUGCCUUUUCAAUCAAUGCAAACAUAGAAACAAUAGAUUCCUCACACGUCAGUGAAAAAAUCUGGACAGACCUUUCACACUGUCAAAUCGACAUUAGGCUUGACAAGGGGAGGCAACAAAUCAUUCAAAGAACUAUGUUAUGUUGGUGGAAUGAAGCGGCAAAAACCACUAUACAGGAAAAAAAAAAUGACAAGACUAAAUACAAAAAGUCCAAGAGAAUAGCUACAAAAGUGGUGGCUAGGGCCAAAGCAAUGGCAUACGAUGACAUGUACGAAGAACUACAUACUAAGGAGGGGUAUAAAAUAUACAGAUUAGCCAUACAGCGAGAAAAGAAUUCUAGGGAUAUAAACAGAGCUCCUAAAGAAUCAAAAAUAAAGAUUGGAAAUUGA
Molecule: messenger RNA, 567 nt
Organism: Gordionus sp. m RMFG-2023
Lineage: Eukaryota; Metazoa; Nematomorpha; Gordioida; Chordodea; Parachordodidae
Exons: 2
Coding region: 1-567 (188 amino acids)
Source: RefSeq, a predicted model, not a curated record